This is a messenger RNA of Sphenostylis stenocarpa, 780 nucleotides long. The record is from the annotation of a GenBank genome assembly. Lineage: Eukaryota; Viridiplantae; Streptophyta; Magnoliopsida; Fabales; Fabaceae.
AUGGGUUGUUGUGUGAGUUCUAGUCGCAAAACCUCCACCUCGCCACUGAGAAAGUUUCAUGGCUCACCAAAACCUCUUACUAUCCGAGAAAAGUCUUUAGAAAGCAGCAGAGCAAUAGAAGAAGAGAGUGAGACAGUGAAGCAGGUGCUCCUGGAAGCCCCAAAAUGGAACCCAACAAACUUUGCCAAACCGAAACCUCAAAAGCCGCCCCAAAACAAGUUCAAAGAGGAGCAAAGCAAGGUUGAGAAACAGCCAUUGUCCAUUUACAAAGCCGAAUACCCCUUGGAAGAAGUUUGCAGCUUGAGCGAAACCGUCUCCACAACUACUUCAAUCACCGAUCACAGAGAAGAAACGCGCAAAAGGGUCGAUCGAUCUCAGGCCAAACUGCACAAAAAUGGUUCCUUUCCCGGUGAUAGAAGAGAGAGAACAGUGCAUGGUCCAAGGAACAAUGUUGGGUCUGUGAGGCUGGUCCAGUGCAGAGACCAAACGGCUCAGAAAACAGGCAACGGCGGAACUCGUCGUCGGCGAGAUCCCACCGAGAAACCUUUACGGCAGUCAAGGUCGCCGUCCACGGGUGCCGGCAUAGGAGGAUGUAGGUCCGCCGUGGGUCGUAGCCCUUCUGUGAGAAAAACUAACCGGUGCCCGACAAGGGUAAGAACCAGCACGGCGGAGAACGGUUGCUGGAAGAAGGAGAAUUCAGCGUCCACAAGGAAAUGCGUUUCUGGCAGCGAGUCACUGGAGAAUCCAUUUGUGUCAUUAGAAUGCUUCAUCUUUCUAUAG